Prinia subflava (tawny-flanked prinia) is the source of this 8196-nucleotide messenger RNA. RefSeq names its product NLR family CARD domain containing 5 (gene NLRC5). The record is from RefSeq and is a predicted model, not a curated record. Gene Ontology annotation, molecular function: protein binding. Lineage: Eukaryota; Metazoa; Chordata; Aves; Passeriformes; Cisticolidae. The coding region runs from base 317 to 5995 and encodes 1892 amino acids. The transcript is spliced from 48 exons.
CGCCGCCGCCGCUUUCGAUUCCGGCGCGGCGCUGUCCGGGCUGUGCGCGGGCACCGAGCGGGGCCAGGGCACAAGGCUCAGUUCUGCAUUUUCAUGAGACCCAGGUGUGAAUCCUCAAAGGUCGAAACUUUGUGGUCACUGCUGAUUUGAGUGAGAAGAGACGAAAAGCAUCAGAGCUCAUCAGAGCUUGGGUCACAGGCAGAGCUGCUGGAUUUGUAACUGCCCAUGUAACAUGGCCUGACACAUCUGCAUCAAGCUCUGCUGUUAUCCCCAGGCAUCUGCACCAAGUGCAGAGGCAUGUCCCGUGUGUUGGGGUAUGUCUGUCUGUCUGCCAUCUGUCUGCCUCCAGCAGAUCGAUUCUCUGUCAGAAUAUGGAGCAGAAGCCACCUUUGCACUUGGCAGCUGGAAGGAGACUGAUCACACAACAAUGCAGCCCCUGUGUCAGAGUGAGGACCCAGACCUGCAGGCAGCUGUAGCCAGAGCCCGCCCGCAGCUCGUGGAGUUCCUCAGCCGCUGUCCCGACUGGCUGCUCUGCAAUUCCCAGAGCUUCAUCCCCGAGGCCACCCUGAGCAGCCUGGGCAGCAUCACCGACCCCAGAGAAAAAAUCUCAGUGCUCCUUGACCUGCUGGAGGAGGCUGGUCCUGCUGCCUGGAAACACUUUGCACAGUCCGUGUGCAUGGAGUAUGACCUGCCCCUGGAUCUGGAGGUCCUGCUCAUGAGCUCUGCUGGAGAAGAUAACUUCAGCCAGGCAGAAGAAGCAGGCAGAGAUACCAGAGUCCAGUCAUCUGUGCCAAAAGGGUCUGCUCGCCGUCGCCGUCACAGCAGCUCUGGGAGUGACAAGGAUGCCAAACAGCGACGACUGGAUUCAACAGUGAAGUACCGGCACCUCCUCAUCAACUCCAUCCGCCAGAGGUACGGAAGCAGGAGAGAAGCAGGAGCACAGGAACAAACACAGCCACUGCCUUUCAACCAAACCUUUGUCAAUGUUGUCAUUCGUCAGAGCAAAGCCCCCCGCUUAAAAGAGAGAACAGAGAGAGCCCGAGAGGACACGGCAGGAGCUCCUGAGCCAGAGGAAUGUGCAGACACAGCUGUGAAGGUGUCAGACCUGCUGUGCAGUGAGGCCCCAACACACACCACGAAGGUGAUUUUUUUGUUUGGUAAACCAGGUACAGGCAAGACCAGGCUAAUGCACAGGAUUUGUCAGAAAUGGGCGGAAGGUGUCCUACCUCAGUUUCUCUUCACUUUCCUGUUUGAGUUUCGGCAGCUGAAUUUGUUAAAAAGAAAAUUGACCCUGAAGGAGCUUUUGUUUGACGUGUUCCUUCAGCCAGAGGACAGCCCUGAUGCAGUGUUCCAGGGCCUCCUGGAGAAUGCCCAGCAGACACUGAUCAUCUUUGAUGGGCUGGAUGAGUUUGCAGCUAACAUGGAUGUGUCACCCUCCUCUAAGAGAGGCCCAGAUCUCACCUCUCCUAUGUCCAUAUCCCAGCUCUUUGCAGACCUCUGUCAGGGGAAGCUCCUGCCUGGAUGCACAGUGUUGGUCACCAGCCGCCCUAAGAGGCUACCUGACUUCUUGUUAUAUACAGUAGGUGUGUUGGCAGAAAUUUGGGGAUUUGACCAAGAGAAGGUUGAGGAAUAUGUUAGCCACUAUUUUCGUCAACAUUCAUUCAGAGAACGAGCUAUUGCUCAUGUGAAGAACAACACCAAACUCCUCAGCAUGUGCCUCAUCCCUGCUCUGUGCAACAUCGUGUGCAUCUGCUUGGAGUAUUUGCUCCUCAAACACCAGAUGAGUGUGGAGCUUCCUCAGACUAUGACACAGUUUUAUAUCAAAAUGUUUCUCAUCUUCCUAAACAAGCAGCGAGGAGACUGUGCAGGUGAUGAGGAGGCUCAGCUGAACUGUAACAAAAAGGCCAUUUUGGGUCUGUCUGAUCUCGCACUGAGAGGCCUGGAAGAGAAGAAACUUGUCUUUUAUGAUGGUGAUAUUCCCGAGGACGUGAAGGAAUUUGCCUCCUUGCAUGGAUUGCUGACUGUCUUUGAGGUGAAGACGAGUAGCACUUGCCCAGAGGUUGGCUAUGCCUUUGUGCACCUGAGCUUGCAGGAGUUUUUUGCAGCGCUGUGUCUCAUGGUGAGCAGGAGGGUGGACAAGAACUACUUGAAGAAAAAGUUCUUCUUGAAGUCAAAGUGGACUUUGAAGAAUGAGACAAAGACUGAGUUUAUGGAGAGUUUUCACAUAUUUCUCUCGGGCUUGUCGUCAAGAGAGUGUAGGACAUUUCUCAUGCUGCUGGCAGAGCAAGAUGAAGCCUGGGUGCAGGAAAAGCAGGAUGUGAUCCUGCAGUCUCUCAAGAAACUGGCAGCCACUCAUCUGUCAGGGCCUAAGGUCCUCGAGCUCUGCCACUGCACCUUUGAAACACAAAACCUCGAAGUAGCCCAGCACAUUGGGAGCCUGUUGAAUUUCAAGUAUGAGUUUAAAAACUUCAGGCUGACAACACUGGACAUGUCGACUUUGGUUUUUGUCAUAAAUUCGGGCCAGGAUUUGAUUCGUUUGGAUUUUGCAGGAUGUCUUGUGGACACUGACUGCUUGGAGAUCCUGGCUGGCUGUAAAAAUGUGGAACACUUGAGCUUUCGUAGCAGGAGGUGUGGUGAUGACUUUGCUGCUGCUCUUUCAAAGGGCUUACAAGGAAUGGAGAGCCUGAAGAAACUCGAGUUGACAGGUGGGAGCAUCACAGCUGAGGGGAUGACAAACUUGGUGCAGGCUGCAUCACAGUGCCUCCAGCUUGAGGAAAUAAACUUGCAGGGCAAUCGAAUACGGGAUCCAGACGUGAAGAGGGUGAUGGACCUGUUCUCCAAAAUGGAAAAGCUGAAGAAAGUAGACCUGAGCAACAACCAUCUUUCCUUGGGUGCUGUUCUCAGUUUGGCAAAGGAAGGCAUCGUGUGUCAAAAUGUUACUGAACUGUGUGCCAGGGUGGACACCAUGAUCAUUUAUUUUUCUGGCCCCUCUGGGAAAGUUCAAAGAUCUUCAGAUUUGAUUUUGGAAGAGAAUAAAGAACAUGUAAUUCCAACUAGACACGUGAAUUUAAGCUUGCAGGAUCACAGGCUGUCUUCCCAACACGCCAAGAUGAUUGUGGCCAUUCUCCAGAGCUGUCCCUGUCUCUCUGAAGUGGAUUUAUCAGGCAACAAGCUUGGAGAUGAAGGCUGCAGUUGUCUGCUGGAAAGCCUCCCCUGUAUAUCAAUUUCAAAGCAGCUGAACCUCAGUCAAAACCGCCUCUCUGUCGCUGGCAUGUGCAGCCUGUUGCACUCAGUAAACUCCUGCCAGAAGGUGAUGGAGGUGCACGUCAGCCUUUGCCAUGAUACUGCAGUCCUGAGGUUUAGAGAAGACAGAGAGUUUGCUUCUCCUCCUCCUAGGGAAGAGCCUGUGUUCUCUGCUGAUCACCAACAACACGAGGAGGAAAUCCAGACACCUACCACCUCCCAAAAAAUAAGGCUGACAGGCUGUAACCUUCAAGCCAGUGACCUGAAGAAUCUGUGUGUAGUGCUGAGGGAAUGUGGCCACAUCUCUGAGCUGGACCUAUCAAGUAACUAUCUGGGAGAUGAGGGACUUUUGCAGCUGUUUCAGUGCCUCCCCAAACUGAAAAUGUUACGUUCUCUCACGUUUAACGACAACCAGAUCUCCCUGAACUCUGUGUUUUUCUUAGCUCAGUCUUUAACUACACUGGAACACAUUAAAACAGUGAGCCUCAGCUUGGGACACACACAGGUGGUUCAUCUGACCUUUUGGGAAAGAGUCAGGAGGAGCAGCAGAUGGAGGAGUGGCUCCCUGGCACAGCCCAGGCAGGAAGCAGGACGGUGCUUUAGUCUCAGGGACUGCAGAGUGGGGCUGGAGGAUGUGACCAGGCUGUGCCAGACACUGGCUCCAUGUCCCCAGCUGACAGAAAUUGAUCUGUCUGGAAAUUCAUUGAGUGACCAGAGCAUUGAGAGAUUACUGAGCUUUCUGCCAUCCCUCUGCCACCUGACACUACUGAGUAUCAGGAAAAACUCCUUGUCCCCACGUUGUGCUGUUCUAUUUCUCAGCUCCAUCAGCCUCUGUGAGCGGAUCAGAGUGGUGGAAGUCUGGUCAAGUGAAAAUGCUGUCUUGCAUUUAGGAGCAAGCACGCAAAGCCAAAGGACGUCCUGCAGGCUUACAGGCUGUGCCAUCGGGGCAAGGCAGGUGCAGCAGCUCUGCAGCAUCCUGGAGCAGCACAGCCUGGCAGAAGUAGACCUCUCCAAGAAUCAGCUGGGAGAUGAAGGCCUGAGGUGUCUCUUGGACCACUUGCCUCGAGUGCCUGGUCCCUGCUCCCUCAAUCUCAGCCAUAAUGGGAUUUCUCAGGAUGGAGUCCUACAUCUCAUAAAUGCCUUUGUCACAUCUGGAAACACCACUGAAGUUCAAGUCAGUUUGUGCUCCAAAGCCACUUUAAUCAUCAAGCUGACAAGAGAAGAUGAUCCAAGAAAGAUUUUGAGACUGGCAGAGUGCAACUUUCAGCCAGAGCACUUGGAAAAGUUGUUCUUGCUCCUGGAAAAGUGCCCUGCUCUGACGGAGUACACGUCCUCAAAUAACAACAUGACAGUCCAAGCUGCAGGAAGACUUCUGCAUUCCCUGAGGAAAGGUCUGGGGCUGCUGAAAAUCAGCAUAGAAGAGCCAUGGGUGUGCAGAGAGAGAGUCAGGAGCCUUCUAGAGCUGGCUGUGCAGACCCCUGGAAACAUCACUGAGAUCACGAUAUGUAAAGAUAAAACCCUCUUCCAGCUAGUCACAAGAUUCCCACAUUGCCUGGAAAAGACAGAAUCAGUCAUUAGCAGACUGAGGCUGUACCAGCCAGAAAUCAAGCACUCCUUCUGCCAAAGGCUUUGUGAAAAAUGUGCUCAGCUUCAGGAGCUGAGAUGGUCUCACGUGGAACUCCACGAGGAUGAAGCAGAAAUGCUGGUCAGGAUUUUGCUUCCCCUUCCAGAGCUGAAGGUGUUUGGGCUGACCUCCAGCAGUGUUGCACCAACUGGAAUCGAUUAUUUGAUCUCAGGCUUGCAGAAUUGCCAGGCCAUUGAAGAGCUCAACCUGGGCUGCAUGGAUCUCAGCAGUGCUGCCAUCCCUGAGCUGGUGCUGGGGCUCUGGGAGAUGCCAGCCCUGAAAAGGCUGAUCUUGAACCACAACAGCCUUGGGGAUGAUGGCUGCUCCAGACUCGCAGAAGCCUUGAGGAAAAUGCACGACCUGGAGGAAAUCAAUUUAAGCCACAACAAGAUUGGAGAUCCAGGCCUGAUAAGUCUUGCUGCUGUCCUGCUGGAAAUGCAAAAGCUGAAGAAAAUCGACCUUUCAGGGAACUGUCCUAGUCCUGCUGGAGGGGAGAAGCUGGUGGAAGCUCUUGCCCAUUGCAAGCACAUCAAGGAGUUACUACUAUCAAGGAAUGGUUUUGGAGACAGGACAGCAGUGACACUUGCCCUCUGUCUGCCUCACAUGACCAACCUGAAGAUCCUGCACUUCCAGAACAAUGACAUUGGGCAGGCAGGAGGGCUGGAGCUGGCCAGAGCCCUGGUGGUGUGUGAGCUGCUGGAAGAGAUAAGUCUAUCAGAAAAUGGCCUUGGGGAACAGAGCAUCCAAGCCCUGUCCAAGGGGCUGCCCUGCUUCAGACAGCUGCGGAGGAUCGACCUGAAAUGCUGUGGAAUCACUGAUGGUGCUGCAAAAUCGCUCUCCCUCGGCUUCCGACAGUGCCCCUCCCUGGAGGAGAUAACACUGUCGUGGAAUGCCCUUGGAGAUGGAGGAGCCCAAGAGCUGGCCAUUGCUCUCCCAAAGAUGGAAAAGCUGAAGGUGUUAGACCUGGAGAAAAACCGCAUUGGAGCCUGUGGGGCCACAAAGCUCCUGGAGGAACUUGCCAAGUGCCCAGAAAUUCAGUUCAUAAGGCUGUGGGACAACCCAGUGCCCAAGAGCCUCGCUGAGAGUUUGACCAGCCAAGACCCAAGACUCUGCUUCUCCUUCAGCUAGAAAAGAAGAUCUUUGCCUCUCUAGGAGUUGCUCUCCAUCCUCCACUGCCCUCAAAACUGCACUGAAGAACCCAGGAACUCAAAGUUCCUGCAACUGAGUACUGUAACUAUUGAGUUUUUCUUUCCUGCACUGAACCAAGCAUGGACACUGGGGUUUUUUUUUUUUUUUUUUGUUUGGGUUGUUUUAUUUGUUUUUGUUAGUUUUUUUUGUUUGUUUUGUUUCUUGUGACCUUUUAUUGUACAGAAGAGCAAAACACUGUAAAAAACUGCUGCUGAGUACACAGUAUGAUAUUCUUUGUGUAAAAACACUGAAACUCUCUUCAAGAGAAUAACUUCCCAGAAAGUUAUUAGGAAAUAGUGAUAAGAAUGCUUAUGUACUAGAUAUUAUUUAUUUAUGUACUGCCCUAGUGAAAAAGGUACACCAUCAUCUCCAUCUAAGCUUCAACUGUGUAAAAAUGUAAAUAUCUAGCCUUUAUUUUGAGGGAGGGCCAGUGGGUGACAGAAAGAAUAGAAACCAUAAUUAAGUUCUCACACACAAAAAAGCAGAUAUGAGGUUUUCUCAGAGCUGUGAGAUUUUUGAGUCACCAUCCCUGGAAGUGUUUGGAAAAUGUGUGGAUUUGGCCCUUGGAGACAUGGUUUAGAGAUGAACAUGUUGAUGCUGGGUUAAGAAUUUGGCUCAAUGAUCUUAAAGGUCUUUCCCAAUCUUAACCAUUCUAGGCUUGCAUUAUUCUAGGAUGAGAUUCAUCUUCUCAGGCACUCACAAAGCCAGCAGAGUACUUCAUUAUGCUUAAUUGAGAUAACCCCUACAGGGUGCUGCAGUAAAAGAAUACACAUCCUCCAGGAGAGAAUGUAAUUUUUUUUUUACAUUUACAUUUUACUCUUUUUUUUACAUUUUUAUAUUUUUUACAUUUUUUUUACAUUUAAAUUUUACAUUUACAUUACAUUUGCAAAAUUGUAAACUGUCAACAUUGUUACAGUUGAAUUGCAACUGGCUGCUUGAAAAUAAUCUGUAACUGUGUGAAAUUACUCUAUGAUCUUUAGGGAAAAAAACACAGAUUGAGUUGGAAGGGAUCUUAAAGAGCUGAGUCCAACACCCUUGCCAUGGGCAGGGACACCUUACACUAGAGCAGGUUUCUCAAAGCCAGGUGGCCUUGAGCACUUCCAGGGAUGGGCAGCCACAGAUUUUCUUGAGAGGAAAAAAAUAAAGAAGGGUAAGAGAAAAAGUAAUAUUUGGUUUUGUUUUCUUCAAACCAACCUCAUUUUCACACCUUUUGCCUCCUUUAUGUGGAAAAAAAAAACAACUCAGGACGUUUGAAAUUUCAAGUCAUUGCCCAAAAAUGAUCAAUGUUUAUACUGUGAUGGAAAGGAAACACUGCUGUUACCACAGAUUUCAAUGAGAAACAUUAAAGGACAGAGGUUAUAAAACAGCUUGUAAGAAAACUGCUCUGUGUGACACAAAUGUGCUGCUACUGACUAUUUUCAUCUGGGGUUUUGUAGAGCUUUUUGGGGUUUUGGACUGAUUGCACUAACCUCCUUCAGGAGAAGAGAGGGGUCAAAUAGCUUUAAAUGCUGUCCACAUGAAAGAUGCUUCAGGUCUCUAACCCCUGAACCCCAAAGCCCAUGUGGAUGUUGGAGCUGUGGGGACUGCAGGGAGAAGAUCCCAAACAACAAAUUUGCUGCUCCUUAGAGGAGACAGAGAACUGCCCUUGGACUUGUGGAAUUCUGGCUUGUGUCACAGGAGUGCAGCCACACUGUUCUCAUCCAUUACCCUAUGUUAUCAUGUUUUCCUUACAUGUUUGGGCUGUAAAUAUCUAAGUCUUGUGGUGGAUUUAUUUAUGGAAUUUUGUUUGCAGCAGUGUUUGCCUGGGGGAGAUGUAGCUGAUCUGAUUUGGGCGGGGCAGGCAUCUGGAAUGAGAUAGAAAUGCUGGUCCAGCAAAUCUUGGAGCAACUGGUUGUGAACAGGUGGUGCUGGUUAUUCCUGGGGGAGCCACUGUCCCUAUUUAAAGAUCAGCAUCAUGCUUUAUGACAGAAUGACGUGGUGGGGUAAAAGUGGGACACACUUUGCAGAGACUACUCUGAAAAGGGUUUAAAAACAAAAACAAAGGAAAAAAGAGGCUAUAAUUCAAUGGAGUAAGCAAGUACCACAUAAACACCACCACUUACGAAAAGCUUCACCAAAUGUGGUGAACUGAUUUGAGGAAG